AUGUCCCGCAAGCAGAUUAUCAAAUCUGCUGUCAGCGUUGCCGGCGUCGCCGUUGGCAUAGCGUUGUACCAAAGAGUCGUAGUCGGCGCCUCUGCGUUCCCAACAGCUUCACUUGUUCUCUCCGAACCUGCGGAAUUCGGCACCUACUUUUAUCCGUCCCGAGUCGCCGCAACCAUCUUCGGUGCCGAUGCUACAGACUUCGAUUACCACCUUGCCUCAGACGGCACCGCAGCUACGGAAGCUAUCGUAGCUUACAAAACAGCCUAUGCUGCAGGCGACGAGUCUCAAAUCCUUAUCAGCUUCCUAAAUGUCACGGGAGCUGGGACCCUCUCCAGUACCCAAGCUAGCGACUCAAACUUCCUCUGCAACGAGCUCUCCGGCGACAUGGCCUCUCACGUCUCCUUGUGUGGCAGCCACGUCGUUGUCCAUGACACAUCGCUUUCCACGCUUGACAAGCGGUCUCGAUGGAACUGGAUCAAAUCUGGCUCUCACGUUGCCAGCACCGCCGCGGUCAACAUCCUCUACGGCGCCCUCGGGAAUGUCCUGUACGAGAAUUUUCCCUCAAGUCCGCGAUCAUGGUGCAAUAGUGCCAAUGGUGCUACGGCCUGCUUCUCUUGGUCAAGUGUGGAGACCUUUCAGCAUUAUUAUGCGCAGAGCUUUAUAGCCGAUGCGUUGACUGCUGUUGACUUCAAUUCGAAUUCUGCACAAAGUGAUGGGGUCCUUGGAUCAAAGAAGCGUGAGGUCAAGAAGCGCAGCGCGGCUGACGUCUGUAUCUCCAAUCGUGCUGUUGGCUGUACGUAA
Molecule: messenger RNA, 801 nt
Organism: Botrytis deweyae
Lineage: Eukaryota; Fungi; Ascomycota; Leotiomycetes; Helotiales; Sclerotiniaceae
Exons: 1
Coding region: 1-801 (266 amino acids)
Source: RefSeq, a predicted model, not a curated record